Messenger RNA from Mollisia scopiformis, 1035 nucleotides. RefSeq lists its product as uncharacterized. The coding region runs from base 180 to 905 and encodes 241 amino acids. The record is from RefSeq and is a predicted model, not a curated record. The transcript has a single exon. NCBI's taxonomy places the organism in Eukaryota, Fungi, Ascomycota, Leotiomycetes, Helotiales, Mollisiaceae.
UGAACAAACACGCUGUUGCAAAGUCAAAAUACGAGCAGCAUAGCAACUGCAUGCUCUCUUUGACUCCAUUCCGUACAUCCGCUGUCAAGAAAGAAUGGAGUGUUUGCACUUUGUAACACCCAUAUACCUCUUCCCGGACCUGACUAUGGUUCUUGGCUUUCUCUGGGGCACAGUAUAUAAUGACUCUCUUCUCUGUAUGGGCAACCUGGGUCGUCUUGCUAAGCCUUGCUCUUGUCAUGGCUGCUCCAAGUAGCGUGUUCGCAUCUGGUCAUGCUCUAUUUGGUAACUUUCAACUUGGCGCCUCGAGGGGCACUUGCACCAACGGACCAGCUCAAGCCCCAGCACUCUUCUACACGCCCAAGACCGAGAACAAUGUUGCCCAACCACUCGAUGUAGUCUCACUAUCGUCUCCCAUCGCCGAGAUCGCGGCGACUGCGCUCAAUCCACAGUCGUGUAUGUAUUGCAGAGGCAAGAGGUACGACUACACGGCCUAUUUCCAUAAUACCAACAUCUUCUCUGAGCCACCACAUGAGUUGCUGAAGCUGGUCGAAGAGUCGUACCUCCAGAAAAAUCGUCUGCAGAGCCUGUUGAUCAACUAUGCGCUACGAGAAAUCCCUCAGGACAGUAUGGAGCAAGCUCGGAAAGGCAUGGAGGCAUGGGAGACUGAGGUCAACAAUCUUACCAUGACGAUUGGAAGUAACGAAGCUCUGGAGCAGUUGCGGUCGUGGUCAAGCGAUAUGAUGCGACAGCUUUGGCAGCAUGUGCUCGGAGUACAGAAAAUGAAGAUGCCUCCUGGAAGGACGAAGGAACUCACUUCUCAGUUCAGAAAGUUGUGGGAAGUUGUUUGGAUCAGAUGUGUCUCGAUGAAAUGCUCUAUUCUGCAGGAGGAGACGGCGACCAAUUAGUCCUCGAUGGUACGGGGGACGUGCUCUUCGGGGCUGCUGUCGCCUGGUUGACUACCUCAAGCCGGAAGUGUCAUGUCAUGUUGACGCUGGGAUCAUGCCGCUCUAUUUCCCGGAUAAAGUCAACUGGGGU